Drosophila novamexicana is the source of this 445-nucleotide messenger RNA. RefSeq lists its product as uncharacterized. Gene Ontology annotation, cellular component: MICOS complex; mitochondrial crista junction. The transcript has a single exon. The record is from RefSeq and is a predicted model, not a curated record. Gene Ontology annotation, biological process: cristae formation. Bases 79 to 423 code for a protein of 114 amino acids. NCBI's taxonomy places the organism in Eukaryota, Metazoa, Arthropoda, Insecta, Diptera, Drosophilidae.
CAAUUAUUUCUAGGUUUUAUCAAAAUUAAACAUUUGGCAUUUUUCGUCCACUACAUAAAAUUUUUGGCAACCGGACCAAUGGUCAUUGUUAUACUAGUGAAAUUAGCUCUUGUAGCUGGAACAGUAUGGCUUACUAAAGAAAUAGGUGUUUGGGAUGGCCCUGAUACGACAGCUGAAAUAUACGAGGGUGUUAAAUAUCAAAUAAAGCCUUUUGCAGAGGACCUCAAAGAAAGAUACUGCUCUAAGUAUUGUGGGACGAACAAGCCCACAAAGCCAUGGCGUGAAUCCUUUGUUGAUGCCUGGAAUGAUAGCAUAAAAGAAGGCUUUCUAACAGCCAACAGAUUACCCAAAUAUUGUUAUCGCUUUACAGAUGAUGUUCAGAAGACUAUUAAUCAGUUAUUUAAUGGCAACUCAAUGAAGUAGGCGAUCAUCAAGAUGGCAAAUU